CAGCUGAACAUGAAUUAUCUGUAUUACGUUCACGUUUAGCUGUUAAUGAAGGUGUUACAGCUGUAACAGGUUCAAUCCUUGAAUCACUUAAAGGACAAUUUGAACGACGUGAUAAAGUUGAUAUCGCAACAUCACCACUUGAUAUAUAUAAACAUAGUUUAUUUUAUCAAUCAUUAUCUAGUCAAACAUCACCAAUGAUUGAAACAUUACCUGAUAUACCUGAAUCAGUUGAAAUACAUUAUGAUGCUCAAACAGUUAGAAGUCCAUAUUUACUUGUUAAAACAAAAAAUACAUUUUGGAUAGCUCAACCAAUAGCAACAGCUGAAGCACAAACACAUUUACAAAAAUUUUCAUCACCUGUUAUGAAACGUGCCACAGUUAAAUUACCGAAAACAUUUGAUCAAAAAUUUUUAUCCGAUAGUGACAAUGAAGAUGAACAAAUAACAACAAAUAAAUUAAUUAAACAACAAUCAUUUGAUGAAGAAAAACCAUUAACAAUUGAAAAUGUUGAACGUUUAGAAAAAGGACAUAUACAAAAAUUUAUAAAAAAUAAUGAAAAUAAUUGGUCAACAGAAGUAUUAGCACCAUCAGUUGCAGACGAAUCAACAAAUCUUCAACAACAACAAUCAGAUAAUACAGUAAAUAAUAAUCAAAUCUCUCCGGAAGAUGAACGUUCAUUUCCUGAUUUAAAAGAACAAAUAUCUGAAAUGAAGACAAUUCGUUCAUCAUCAAUUAUACAAAUUGAAGAUCAAAUGGAACAAUUUGAUGAUAAAAUUGAUGAAAUUUAUUCAAUUAUUGAUUAUUUAAAAAAUAAUAAAUUAACAUCAACAAAUUUUAAUAAUAUACAAACAAAAAUUCAUGAUUUAAAAUUAAUUAUGUCUGAUGUACAAUUAAAUAAAACGGAUGAAUUACGUAUUGAAUAUGAAUUAGAUGAAUUAGAAAAUUUAUAUCGUACAAUCAAUGAAAAUUUAAAUAAUAAUAAUAUUCAUCAAAAAGAAGAAGAUUAUAGUUUAAUUGAAUUAUUUGAACAAAAUGUUAAUGAAUUACGUCGGAUUAUAAAUGAUAUUAAAUCAACAUCAUUACAAACAAAUUUAACAUCAAAUGAUUUACAAAUAAUCAAUGAAAAUAUACAUCAACAAGAAUCUAAAUUAUUAGCUGAACAUGAUUGGACACCGGAACAAAUGGCGGAAUAUUUUCAACGUUCACCAGAUGGAGAAUUAUUAACAUCAUCACGACAAUUACAUUCUCAUCUUAUACCUGAAGAUCCAGUUAUAACACGUGAAGUCUUUUUUGAAGGUGAUAAAUCAUCUCAUCAAGAAAAAAAACCUUCAAUUACACACGUGACACAUUUAAUACCAGAAGAUGCUCGAAUAAGUGCUGAGAACUUUUAUGAAGGUGAUAUGAAUCGUUCAUUAUUUCAAAAAGAAACAGUUUCACAUGAACCACCACCACCACCACUUAUACCUGAAAGUCCACUUGUAUCAAGUGAUGUCUUUUAUGAAGGUGAUCCACAACGUUCAAUGUUUAUCGAACGUCCAUCAUUAUCACAUACUGAAUCAACAGCAGCAGAAUCAUCAUCAAUUAAUAAUCUUCGAGAUAUUAUGAGUGAUUUAAUGCUUGCUGCUUCAUGGUCGAAAAAACCAACAAUAAUUGAUGAACAAACACCAAAAGAUACGGAAGAAAUUCUUGCUGAAUCAUUUAUAACAACUGAACAAAAUUAUCCAACAUCAUCACUAUGUGAAAUUCUACAUGAAAUUGAAAAUUUUCCAUUAACUUCAAAUAAAAGAUUAUCACAUCCAGUAGUACAAAUUGAAGAACGUGAUACAAUAUCACCAUUUAGUACAGCAUCACCAACUAUUAUACAUCGAAAUAUAUUAACUCGACAAGAAACUGAUCGAUGGGCACAAGAUGAAUUACUUACGAGUGAAGAACAAAAUACUGAUGAUUGGACGAAUUCAUCAAAUCAAAGAAAAGAAAUUUAUGGAGAACAAUAUCGACCGGAAAGAAAAUUUAGUGAUGAAUUAUCUGAAACAACUAAGCAACAAUUAAUUGCCAAUGACAUUGAAUCAAAAGAAACUGUUCAACAACGUGAUGAAGAUGAACAAUAUCAUAUUGAACGUACAUGGAGUACAGAUAAGAUAUAUGAACCAUCAGUAAAUACUUCAGAUGAAGUUAUUAUUCAAUCAUCUUAUGAUGAUAAACAUGAGGAAGAAGAUCAACAUUCGAAUCAAUUUUAUAUUCAAGCACCUCAACAAGUCGGAACAGAUCAAUAUCAACUUCAACAAAGAUUAAUUACUGAUGAGAAUAUUAUGAAACCAUCGGAUAAAAAUGAAGAUGAACACAAACUCGAACGACAGGAUAGUGCUGAAGAGAUUAAUUUACAGUCACAAUACGAGAAUGAACAUGAAGAAGUUGAAGAACAGUAUCAACCUGAACGAAAAGUUAGUGCAGAUCAAGCCAUUCUUGAAACUUCUCAAAGAAUCGAAUCAGAUCAAUCUGAACCAUCUUCUCCAUCACAAGAACAACUUCCAAUAGGAUUAACUCAUCAAAUUCAAGAAGAAAAAUCCGAUGCUGAAGAAGAAAGCAAGUCUCCAAGAAAAUUAAGUACUGAACAAAUCGUUCCAGAACCUUCACAACUCAGUGGACAUCAAGUCAUGAUUGAAUCUUCUCCGAUAAUUGAACAUAAAGACUAUGAUUAUGAACAAUAUUCUGGUGACAAACAAACUGUGAUUAAAUCGGAUGAAGACGUUGAAGAAGAACAUAAGCUAGAACAAAGCUUCACUUUUGAAAAGAGCGAUGUUCGAUCUCAGCAACUCUCUGAACAUGAAGAUGAUGAUCAACCUCAACGAAAACUAAGUUCAACAAGAAUUAGCAAUGCAUCUAUUCCUGUUAGUGAACAUGAAGAAGACAAAGAACAGUAUCAAUCAGAACCAUCUUCUCCAUUGCACGAACAACUUUCAACAGGAUUAACUCAUCAAGUUCGAGAAGAAAAAUCCGAUGCAGAAGAAGAAAGCAAAUCUCCAAGAAAGUUAAGCACUGAUCAUGAAGAACAACACUAUCCAUUAGAACGAAAACUAAGUGUUGAUGAAAUUGUUACUGAGUCUUCUCCAGUCAUCGAACAUAGAAUCAGUUCCGGAACAGCUUCUAUUGAUGAAAAGCACCAAAUUGAACGAACACCCAGUUCAGAAAAAAUCAGCAUUGCAUCUCUACCAGCUAGUGAACGUGAAGAACUAGAACUAGAAGAACAUGAAAACCAUACAAUCAAACGACAAUCCAGUAUUGAUCGUGAGGACGAAGAGGUACUAGAUCAGAAUCAACAAAAGAUCAUUACUGAAACUCAACCGGAUGUUGAAAUACCAGAACAAGUUACUCAUACGCCAGAACGAAAACUCAGUACUGAUCAAGUUUCAGUUAAAACUUCUCCAACAAUUGAACAUCAAGCAUUUCAAGAUGAACACUUUUCAACUUAUAAAGAAAUUGUAAUACCAUCUGAUGAAGAAAUUCACGAAGAACAUCAACUAGACAAGAGUUUCACAUCUGAAAAAAGUGACGAGCAGUCUCCACGAAUUAGAGAACAUGAAGAUAGUCGACAAGCUUUUGAACGAAUUAUUAGCUCAGAAGAAGCUUUUGUUGAACAAAAACCUGAAGAAGAACGAAAAUUUAGCUCUGGAAAAAUCAGCAUUGCAUCGCUUCCAGUUAGUGAACAUGAACAUGAAGAACAUAAAUUAGAACGAAGUUAUGGUUCUGACAAGAUUGAUCUUGAAUCUCCUAAAUUCAAUGAACGUGAAUUUAAACAAGAUCAAUUUGAAGAUCUAACCAACUACAGAACAGCUCUCGUCGAUGAAAAACAUGAUUCUGAACGAAGACUUAGCUCCGGAAAAAUUAACAUUGCAUCUCUUCCACUUACUGAACACGAAGAACAUGAAACUCAACAGCAUCCACACGAAGAUGAACAUGAGCAAAGACCAAGCUCUCGAGCAAUAUCAAUCACAUCUCAUGAAGAAAUUGAACCAGAAGAUACACAUAAACUAACACCAAAAUCAAGUAUCGGUCAACUCAGUACUCACUCAGCACAACUCAGUGAACAUGAAGUUGAACAAGAAACACGUUCUACACCAGAACGACAACUCAGUACCGGUCGACUCUCAACUGAAUCUUCUCCAACGAUUGAACAUAAAGAUUAUCAACAUGGACACUUGCCAACUCACGAAGAAACUCUAGUCAAAUCCCAUGAAGAAACCAAACAGGAAACACCUGAAAAAGAAGAAGAACAUGUAUUAGAACAAAGUUUUGUUUCAGAAAAGAGCAAUGUUGAAUCUUCUCAUAUGAGUGAACAUGAAGAUGAUGAACAUCACAUCAUCAGCUCGAAACAGGCUUCCAUCGUACAAACACCUGAACAAGAACGAAGACUCAGCUCUA
Messenger RNA from Adineta steineri, 4419 nucleotides. The record is from the annotation of a GenBank genome assembly. NCBI's taxonomy places the organism in Eukaryota, Metazoa, Rotifera, Eurotatoria, Adinetida, Adinetidae.